Molecule: messenger RNA, 2097 nt
Organism: Dichotomopilus funicola
Lineage: Eukaryota; Fungi; Ascomycota; Sordariomycetes; Sordariales; Chaetomiaceae
Product: AP-1-like transcription factor
Exons: 4
Coding region: 1-2097 (698 amino acids)
Source: RefSeq, a predicted model, not a curated record
AUGUCCCUGGCGGUCAACCCACCACCACCACCCAACACCACUACUUCUCCUCCCACCGACGCACCCAGCCGAGCCAACCUGGCCCAGCGGAGCUCCACCCCCCACGGUUACAGUGGUGCUGGGCGGAAGCGUGGCUUUGCCGGCCCCGUAGGGCAGGGCGAACAAGAAGAGGAAGACAAAGGAGCACGGCUAGAUAGUGGUGGAGGUGACACAACAGCCACAGACAAAGACAAAGACACCCAGACCCCUGGUAGCCAACGGCCGAGUGUUUCCGGUUCGCCAGACGACCAUCAGCGGCAUGACGACGAUGACGAGCAGCACCAACACCAGCACCAGCACCAGCCCGGACAACAAGGUCAAGGUGAUGGGGGUGAUGAUCAACAAGGGGCUGAUACCCCAACUCCGGGGAGCGUCGAUGCCGGGAACAGCUUCAAGAAACGCAAGACCACAAGGAGCUCCCGGGGCGUGGCCCACCUAACGCCGGAGCAGCUCGAACGGAAACGAGCCAACGACCGCGAGGCCCAGCGUGCCAUCCGCGAACGGCAGCGUCAGAAGACGGAACACUAUGAGCGCGAGAUCGCCCAACUCAAGGCCACCAAGCCGUACCAGGAGCUGCAGCAUGCGGUCCGCCAGAAGGAGGCCGUCGAGGCCGAGCUGGCUGAUGCGAAGCGGCGGAUGGCUGCUGUCAUGGCCAUGAUCCAACCCAUCCUCGGUGCGGUUGAUGGUACUCCAUCACCCGCUCAGCCACCACCAUCACAAUCACAGCCUGUCCGGAGCCAGCCUCCCAGAAUCAAUACCGCUGGCUCAACGCCCAACAGCGCUGCUUCCCCCGUCUCGGCCGGGCCACACAGCCGUUGGCAGAACAGCCUCUCACCGGCCACGACGACGACAACGACAGCCACUAUCGCACCGCAACCGUCCCCGGAGAUGGGCGUGUUUGACCAGCAACGCUACGACCUCGCCAACAACCUCAACUUUGACAGCUCCAGCCGGCUCGGGCUCGACUUUCUUGUCGACUCCAACACCAAGAUCGCGCGGAUCCAGGACGGCUUCGAUGGCGCCCAGGACUCGCCGCGCUACCGCCAUGUGCCUAUGCAACACGACUGGACGGCCACCUCGUGCACGUUGCCGGGUAUGCAUGGUGGACCUCAGUCGGUACAACCGCCACCUCAGCAGCAGCACGAACCACAGGCCAUGUACGGCCACGGGCCAACAGCCAACGGGCCUUACUUGCCGCCUGUGACAUCUGCCAUGCCUACUUCUUCAUCCAGUACUGCACCUGCUCCGGUACUUUUGCCGAUUCCCCAUAGCUCCUCCUCCAUCCCAACAGCGACGAUGACAACGAUGGCACCCAUAGCGACAACAACAAUGCCCCCCAUAACAACGACAACGACAACAACAACAACAACCACCACAAACACCAAUACCUCACCCCCCCUCUACACCCUCACCCCCCGCAACUGCCCCCCCACCUGCCCCCUCGACUCCAUCCUCCUGGACUUCAUGUCCGAGCGCCGCCAACGCGCCACCGAAGGCCUACCCCCCUCGGAAAUCGUCGGCCCCCGCUACCCCUCCGUCUCCUCGCUCCUCAACCCGGCCAUCUCCGUCUACUCCCACCCCCUCUCCAAAGUCUUCACCGACAUCCUCGUCUGUUUCCCCAACCUCUCCACCCUCCCUGAGCGCGUCGCCGUCCUCUACGCCAUGUUCCUCAUCAUGCGCUGGCGCGUCUCGCCCACCCGCGAAAACUACGACCGCUUACCCCCCUGGGCCCAACCCUCGCGCGUCCAGCUCGAAUACCCGCAUCCGGCAUGGUACGAUUACAUACCGUUCCCCGCGCUGCGGGAGAAACUGGUGGCGGAGUAUAGGGAGGGGGUGUGUUUGUUUGAGAACUUUUUUGUGUCGUUUUCGUCGACGCUGAAUCUGAAUUGGCCGUAUGAUGAUGCGGUGGUGUUGUUGGCGAGCCCGGGGGGGGAGGAGUUGAUGAUUAAUCCGGUUUUUGAGCAGCAUUUGAAGAGGUUGGAGAAUUGGACUGUCGGAGAGGCUUUUGAGAGGGCGUGGCCUGGGUUGGCGAGGUUGUGUAAUUUGAAGAGGGGUUAA